Messenger RNA from Chrysemys picta bellii (western painted turtle), 2354 nucleotides. The record is from RefSeq and is a predicted model, not a curated record. NCBI's taxonomy places the organism in Eukaryota, Metazoa, Chordata, Testudines, Emydidae.
AUGGCCCAGCAUCUGUCCCAACAGGGUGCGAGAUCUGUGCAGCCGGCUAGGCAAGAAGCCAGCCAAGCUCAGAGGAAGGUGCGUUUGGGAGACAGUCCCGCGCCGCGGAAGAGCUUUGCCAGCACCACUCCAGUGGCAGUUUACAGAGACCAGCCUCCCGACACGGUAGAGCUAGCACUUGCCACUAUCGACUGGCAAGAUUUAGCAGACUGCACCUCGGUCUUUCAGCAGGAGACUUCUAGUGUUGCAGCUGCCCCGCAGCGGAUCAGAGAUUGCUGUUUUCUUCAAUUACUAGUCACCUGCCACAUUUACCUUUAUACUGGUAGAGGCACAAAGUGCUGCGCAUCAGCUAUUACACUAACCAUGGCAGUACAAGCUUGCCCUUUCCAGUGUCCAGCUUGGGGACUAGAGUUCCAGAGCCACUGCUUGCAACCUGAACCCGAGUUCGACUUCCAGGAGUUCAGAGAUGCUGUCGAUAGUUUUAUAUGUGACCCAUCCUCCUUAAUGCCCCCUCCACUGGACACUGAGGAUUUCACUUUCCCUCUCGGCGACGGAUCAGCCUUUAGCCCUUGUAUUCAACCGUCACAAAACAAUCCUCUUCCGCACAUGAACUUGCAAAACUCCGCGGAACAGUACUGGAAAGAUGUGGCAGACCAAAACCAGAAAGCGUUAGGGGAUGCACUGGUGGAAAACAAUCAGCUGCACGUGACAUUAACCCAAAAGCAGGAAGAGAUCACUUCCCUGAAGGAAAGAAACGUGCAGCUGAAGGAGCUAGCCAGCCAGGCGAAGCAGCUGGCCUGUGUGCUCGAUAAACUGAUGAUCCACCAGCCCAAGGAGGGGGGCGACGCUUUCCUUCCCAGGAACUCAGCUAAGAGAAGCCUGGAGCAGCUGUACGCGGCCAGGCAGGAGGACUGCGCAGAAGUGGAUGAAAUCCUGAGGGAAAUAUCAGACACCUGUAACGCGGCGCUGCAGACUAUUGAUGAGAAUCGAGAGGCGAAGCGCCCUCGGCUGCAGGCGGAGGCAACACGAGCUCCGGACAGCCAGAGCCAGGCUAUUAACAUGUACGGGGCGUUCAGCGGACUGCAGACUUGCAGCAGUCGCAGCUCGGUGGAUCUGAGUAACAGCGAGCUGGAGGAAGGCGUGUCUUUCAGGACCUCCAUCACAGAUCACUGCACGAUCCGGACACUAGCUUUCCCCCAAGGAAAUGCUUUCACUAUCAGGACAGCCACCGGGGGCUACAAGUUUAGAUGGGUUCCCAGCUGAGCCAGGAAACGAUCAGCUAACUACACUGGCCAAGGUCUCCAAUGAAAACUUCGCACUGCCUGCAUUGGAACUUAGCACUGUUCCGUCUACCCUAGUCCCCCGAGGUGACUUCCACUUUGUCUGUAGAAGAAACUGGAAGCAAUUUUUUUUUAAAGGAAAAGAUGCAUUUACCACAAUAGAGCUGUGGUGUGUUUUUUCCUUUAAGCCAUUGUUGUGACCCUUCCAACUUUUGAGCAGGUUUAGAGAGAUUCUUAAAGGGACACUGCCCAUUUGGAUUUUUUUAAAAACUCCGUAAAUAGUGUGUGUGCCUUGAAACUUUUAAAAAUUUAAUUAAAAUGUGAAUAAGAGGUUCUCUGCUCCCCUGUUGGUGUUUACGAGGGUCUUUUCAGCAACUAACUAACUACACAGGGGAAACAGCAAAACUGACUGUACACACUAGUCAAAUACACACCCCAAACGAACUGGAAAAAAAAUUGCCUCAGCAACUUCCUUCAGUUAUAGUGAUUGUGGGUAUUGUAACUAGAGCAGGUAGAACAUUUUCAGACAGAAAUGUGACUUGCAAGUUGUUAGUGUCCCUUCACAGACAAUUAUUUAUUAUCGGUAAUAUUACUGUUGUUGAGAUAUCUUUGAAAGAAAUAUGUUGCCUGGUUUCUUUCACAGCAAUCUUGUUAGAACGAAUGUGAGGUUCUAAAAUAGUGAUUUUAGAUAGUGUGUGCAUUUCCAAAGAUGCUAUCUGAAGUAUAUUAAGCAUACUACACUUUAUUAUUACUGGCAUUUUAAAUCCGGGAAGUUUACAAGAUCACAUUUAGACACUGACUUGUAUACAACUGUACAUAUAUUUUACAGCUACUGUGAGCACUACAUGGUUUUGUACAUUAAAUUACAAUGGAUUUUUAAAAAUAAUUUCAAGUAAACAUUGUUUUGCAUCAGGCAUAUUCAUUUACUUGGGUUUGUGCAAAAAUAACAGUGUGUUCAAUAACAGUAGAAGAAGAAUAUCUUUCUUACUGGAACUUGUUCUGAUAAAGCAGACAGCCUUAGGAAAAAGAGACGCUGCCUGUUAACAUGCAAUAGAAUUCUAUCUGGUAAAGAGA